This is a messenger RNA of Drosophila obscura, 2760 nucleotides long. RefSeq lists its product as uncharacterized. NCBI's taxonomy places the organism in Eukaryota, Metazoa, Arthropoda, Insecta, Diptera, Drosophilidae. Gene Ontology annotation, molecular function: nucleic acid binding; catalytic activity; zinc ion binding. Bases 1 to 2760 code for a protein of 919 amino acids. The transcript has 3 exons. The record is from RefSeq and is a predicted model, not a curated record.
AUGACAACAAGCAGCAACGGAGCAAUGGCUUUCCAAAAAGCCUCAAAGGUGGCCCGAACACCGCCACGCCAAGUAGCAGCCUCAGCGCAGCCCAUGAAGCAAAGCUCGAUGCUCAGCUUUGCCAGCGGGCCGCCACAGGAUGAUCUAAAGGACGCCGAUACCCCAAAGAGGCCGCAGGUCCCCCCUUCUCCAUCGAGUAGCGUGAGGAAUACCCCCCCUAAGAGGAGCAGGACCAGCGCCCAAGACAUCGAUGAGAUGGGAGCAAUUCUGGACGAUCUCCUACAUCAGAUGAAUGAGAAGGGAGGACACCAUCCGGCACCUGACACCAUCCGGCAAGAGGCGACCAAAAGCCCGAUAAGCAAGGCAGAAAGCGCUGACCCAAACCAGAAGUGGAGUGAGGUCAGAGGUAGGCGUGCCAAACGCAAAAAGACAGCCCGGCCAGACGCAGUGCUGGUUAAAUGCACCGAGGGGGCAUCAUAUGCCGACAUCCUCAAACUGGUCAAGGCAGCACCAACUCUCCAGAACCUAAAAAACAAGGUUCAGGGCAUCCGGAAGACUGCCUCGGGCGAGCUGCUCCUCAGGAUGCAGCAACCCUCAGACCCCGCCAUCCAGGAGCUACAGACGGCCAUACAGGAAGCGCUUGGCGACAAGGCAGCCGUGAACGCCAUGCAGGAGACAGUCGCGGUUGAAGUACUCGACAUCGACGAACUAACGACAGGCGAGGAAGUAUGGGAGGCCAUAGUUGCAGCGAUCGGCGGCCACUUACCCCAAGGAGCAGUGCUGUACAUGCGGAAAGCAUAUGGUGCCACGCAGGUAGCUACCCUGAACCUCCAGCCCGCACUCGCAAAGAAGCUCCUCGAGCUUGGCAAGGUGCGAGUCGUUUGGGUUGUCUGCCGCAUGCGGCGCCGGAUUGCUCCAACCCGCUGCUUUAAGUGCAUGGCCUAUGGACACACUGCAGCCAGGUGUAGAUCCAAGCGGCCUGUGUCAAGAGACGCCUGCUACAAAUGUGGAGGAGAGGGGCACAAGCACAACCAGUGCAACAACCCGCCAAAAUGCAUACUAUGCGUUGGCACACCAGGAGACACCCGCUCAACAGCCCACUCGGUCCUGAGCCGCAGCUGCCCUGAGUAUAAGAAGGCCCUAUCCAAACUGGAUCUGUUGGCGCAAACGGUCUUGGAGCAGAAUAUCGACAUAGCGCUGCUCAGUGAGCCCUUCACGAACAAACACGAAGGCAUCCAGAGUGGACUAUCACCAAGAUUUACGCAGCAGGAUUACGAGGAGAUCAUCAGCAACAUCGCCAACGACGCACGAGACAAAUCGCCGGUCCUAAUAGCGGGUGACUUUAACGCCUGGGCCACGACUUGGGGCAGCACCAGGAAUACUCCCCGUGGGACAUCGCUCCUAGACGAGUUUGCAAGUCUGAACGUCUGCCUUCUCAGCACAGGAAGCACCCCAACGAAUAGCAGAGCAGGACGGGAGUCAAUUAUUGACCUUACAUUUGUAAGCCCGGAGCUCGCACGCCACGCGAAGUGGCGAGUACUGAGCGUGUACACACACAGCGACCACCUAGCGGUGCUGACGGACAUCUCUGCCACCAGGAAUACCGUAUGGAGCCAAAGAGCACUUCAGACAGGCUACAAGGAAGAAACACUCGACAGAGGCGCGCUCCUCUCUGCAGCAGGAAGACUAACAGCCACCGGGGAUGCAGAAGCAUGUGCGAGCGCCAUCUCCAGGACCGUCACAGCGGCAUGUGAUGCACCUAAGGAGGGAAGGAAGAUCGGAGGAAGCUGUCACCGCCCUGUACCAUGGUGGAACGAACAAAUCUCGCAAGCCAGGAGGGAGUGCUGUGGGGCCCGUCGCGCCUAUCAGCGAUCAAGAGGCACCCUGCAGUUUGUGAGCAAUGGAGUGGCAUUCAAGGCCAAACGGCGAGCCCUAAGAGAUGCCAUUAGAAGCAGAAAGGCCAAAUGCUUCCAGGAGCUCUGCGAUGCGGCAGAUGCCGAACCCUUCGGGGGAGCUUACAAGCUGGUCAUGGGAAAGCUGAAUAGACAACCUAUGCCCAAGUGCCCCACCCAGUUGAAGGAAAUCGUUGACGCCCUCUUUCCCAGGCAACCACCACUACAAGAGGGAGUGAACGAGGAAAUCACGGAAGUCACUGAGCGAAUGGACAACACCAUCACCGCUAGAGAGCUGUUAGAGGUCACAGCCAAGCUGAAGAACGGCAAAGCGGCAGGACCAGAUGGAGUACCAAAUGCGGCAUUAAAAUGCUUAAUCAGCGCACACCCCGACGUAUUCACACGGAUGUUCAAUCAAUGCCUAGCGGAACGGACAGUGCCACGAGCGUGGAAGCGACAAAGGCUUGUCCUGCUGCCCAAGCCGGGCAAGGAGCUAAGCGACCCAUCUGCAUACCGGCCGCUAUGUAUGCUGGACACCAUGGGCAAAAUAUUUGAGAGGCUCAUAUGCAAUCGCCUAGAGGCUGAACUGGCUGAGCGCCACGGCCUUUCCGACCAGCAAUUCGGGUUACGAAAACAAAGAAGCACCACAGACGCCAUCAAAAUGGUAACGGAUCUGGCCAGAGCUGCCAUUGCGGGAUCGCGAUGGGCUGGAGGCACCAAAGAAUAUUGUUUAGUAUGCACGCUAGACGUACGGAACGCCUUCAACACAUCCAGCUGGAGGAGCAUACUGGAAGCCCUGACGAGGAGAGGCAUAUCUUUGUAUAAAAACGCUGAAAAGCUAUUUUACAGACCGAGUCCUGCUCUAUGA